AGUAAAUAACUUCAUUAUCCUACACUCAUUUUGUUCAUUUAACUGGGUAAAUGGCAACUGAACAGUAAACACUGAACUUAUAUACUUGGCGCUUCGGCAUAUAGUUAUUAGGUACCUCUAGUCUAAGUUCACUGUUUGUUCUUCGCAGUCUCGCUGCGGAUACCGAAGGGAGGUCAUUAAAUUUUUUCAUUAUCAUUAAAAGUUUUGGCGUAGUUACUUGUGUUACUUUAAAAGCUAAUAAUUGUUAAAAUUAAAAUGAGUGUUAUAGUAACAGCAACCGCCUCGGUUAACAUAGCAGUAAUAAAAUACUGGGGUAAACGGGAUGAAGAAUUAAUAUUACCGUUAAAUGAUUCCAUAAGUGCCACUUUGGACACAAACGUUAUGUGUGCUAGAACUUCAGUUUGUGCGAGGCCAGAUAUAGAAGAAAAUGAAAUGUAUUUGAAUGGAAUCAAGACUUCAUUUGACAAUAAACGUCUGCAGACCUGUUUAAAUAAAAUCAAAGCUAUUGCAACUUUACAGAAAGUUGUUGACAAAGAAUUUUUGUCCUGGAAUGUUCGAAUUUGUUCGGAAAACAAUUUUCCAACUGCUGCUGGAUUGGCAUCUUCCGCAGCAGGAUAUGCUUGCUUAGUAACUGCUCUAGCGAAAUUAUAUAAAAUUGAAUCUGAUAUAAGUCAACUAGCCAGAUUGGGGUCUGGCAGUGCAUGCAGAAGUGUUUUUGGCGGUUUCGUUAGGUGGCACGCCGGUGGGAAGUGUGAUGGAAGUGACUCCACAGCGUCACAAAUAGUCCAAUCAACUCACUGGCCUGAAAUGAGAGUGCUGGUUCUUGUUGUUGCAGACAAAAAAAAACAUACAAGCUCCAGCAUUGGUAUGAAGAGGUCUGUGGAGUCUUCUGAGUUACUCAAGUACAGAGUAGAACAUUGUGUGCCCAGACGUGUAGAUGAAAUGAUUAAUGCAAUCAAGGGAAAAGAUUUCCAAAGAUUUGCAGAACUGACCAUGAAAGAUAGUAAUCAGUUUCAUGCUGUAUGCCUGGACUCAUAUCCACCUUUUCACUAUUUGACUAAUGUAUCAUAUAAAAUCAUUGAUGUUAUACAUAAAUAUAAUGAAAUCUGUAAAGAAACCAAAGUUGCUUACACUUUCGAUGCUGGACCGAAUGCUUGUUUGUUCUUAUUAGAAAAAGAUGUACCUGAAGUUCUGAGUCUGAUCAAAUAUAUUUUUCCUUCUUCUAAUACUGAUUAUGUUAGAGGCUUAGAUGUUCCUAAGGCAGAGGAAGAAAAUACAUUUGAAACAUUUCCAAUACAGCCAAUGGAAGAAAAUAAAUUACAAUAUUUGAUAUACACAAAAGUAGGUGAUGGCCCGGAAAUACACUAUGAUGGUCCACAUCUAUUAAAUGAAUUGGGACAGCCUUUAAAUGUUUCAAAAACAUAAAAAAUACCAAGUUAUUACUUUAUUGGUUGCUUGGUUAGGGUUAUUUUAAAAUAAGAAUAUUUUUAUUAGCAAUGACGGUUUUUAUUUUUUUUAUUAAUAUUAUUCUAUUGUUUCUAGUUUCAGAAUAGAAAAGUUUUAUUUUUAUGAAAAACCUAUAAUGAUUGUGAGUUCUAUUUAUUUAAAAAUUUAAACUAAGAAUGUUGGAAUGUAGUAAUUUUAUAUACUGGUGGUUGUUUUCAUAAAAUAAUUUAUUUUAUUUAAAAA
Molecule: messenger RNA, 1689 nt
Organism: Danaus plexippus (monarch butterfly)
Lineage: Eukaryota; Metazoa; Arthropoda; Insecta; Lepidoptera; Nymphalidae
Gene: Mvd
Product: diphosphomevalonate decarboxylase
Exons: 1
Coding region: 256-1425 (389 amino acids)
Biological process (GO): isoprenoid biosynthetic process; isopentenyl diphosphate biosynthetic process, mevalonate pathway
Cellular component (GO): cytosol
Molecular function (GO): diphosphomevalonate decarboxylase activity; ATP binding
Source: RefSeq, a predicted model, not a curated record